Messenger RNA from Durusdinium trenchii, 1110 nucleotides. NCBI's taxonomy places the organism in Eukaryota, Dinophyceae, Suessiales, Symbiodiniaceae. The record is from the annotation of a GenBank genome assembly.
AUGGUGGCACGCCUUCCGUGGACGGUGUCGAGAUGGACCGCGCCAGGUCGACCGGGUGCGCGUGGAACCUUGGAACGGGAAGGGCGGGGUGUUCGCAUCAGUUUCGAAGUUUACCCGAGCAUCGAGUUGAUCAUCGGCAGUGAGGAGCUGAGCCAGCUGCCACGGCUGCGAGCUGCCCUGAUGGAAACCUUGAGGCUCUAUCCGGAGCCACCGUUGUUGAUCCGCCGCUGCGUGGGCGGCGACGACGUGCCAGUGGGUCCUUUGUGCAAAGACGUGAUCGGAGACACCGUGAGCUUCUUGCCGGGCCAGGACAUCUUCAUCUCCACUUGGUCGCUGCAACGCUCGAUGACUCUUUGGGGCGAGGACGCCAAUAGCUUCAACCCACACCGCUGGAAGGAGAGCAUCCCUGGCAAGGGUGGCUGGCUGGGCUUCGAACCAGAGAAGGUGGCCAGCUACGUGAGCGAACGCGCGACCGACUAUGCCUUCUUGCCCUUUGGAGCUGGGUCGCGCAAGUGCGUGGGCGACCAGUUUGCCAUCCUGGAGGCUGAGGCGGUGCUGGUGGCGUUGCUGCAACGUUUCGAGUUCAAGGUGCCCGAGCAACGGGGCGAGGUCGAGAUCACCACCGGAGCGACGAUCCACACGGCAGGUGGCCUCUUCGCCAAUGUGACUCCGCGCACCGACCAACGCGCGCGGAAGAACGGCCAAGGCCGAAAGCCCGUGAGCACCGAAGGCUAUGCGCGGAUGGAGAAGAAGCUCUUGGGUAGCGUGGCGCAACGCAUCCAACCGGAAGCCCUGGUGGUGCCUACUGCGCGGGAGCUGCGGAUGCUCUUCACCGCCCAAAAGGAGGACGUCCGUAAGCUGGCCGAUGCGCCUGAGCUCGAGGAUGCACUGGAGAAGGCCUACAAGCAAUGUCAGGAAAUUACCAAGGAGUAUUCCAAGACGUUCUACUUAGGCUCGCAGCUCUUGGACAAAGACGAGCAGCGCGUAGUUUGGGCCAUCUAUGACUGGUGCCGAAGUACUGAUGAGCUGGUGGAGACCUGGAUAAAAAUGGAUCGGAUAUGGCAAAGGAUGAGUGGACUAGUGACUAUGAGUGGACAGUUCCGGGAAUGA